AUCGGGGAGCUUUAUGGCGUCUUGAUCCUGCAGGGUUUAGCAGGAUUGAGUAAAUAUAUUCUUAUCUCCUCCGGUACCUACCUAGAUACUACAUGAAGUGGUUGCCGGUCUGUGUCUCUCUGUUCUCUCUGUUCUCUCGAGUCUUGACGGACCUGCGGACAAAAACGAAGAUAAGAGCAAAUAAGCUCAAUUCUCCACUCGAGAUAAAGUCACGAACGAAAGAGAUUAGCUCUGAAUUGAUUGUUCUCCAAGUGGGCAAAGAUGGCCGCUCAGGAGGGCGAGAGAGGGAAAAAAGUGGAGAGUUGGAGGGGCAAAACCUCAACAACGCGAUAAAAGUUGAAAAAAAAACCCUGCGCAGCCGCCGCUGCAGUGGGGGGGCACACGCAAUGCCCAGAAACUUGAGUUACUCCGUAGACACUUAUCAAGCUUAUUAAGAAACUAGUUAACUAGUUAGAGGAUGCUACUAGAUGUUAUCAUGAGUUCCCGCUACGUAACUAUCAAUUGAUUGCGUCGUCAAUACUCCUCGACAUAAUAGUACAUGAGCAAAGAUAAACAGACAAGCAGUUGUUGGUCCAUCACUGCUCU
Penicilliopsis zonata CBS 506.65 is the source of this 585-nucleotide messenger RNA. RefSeq lists its product as hypothetical. The coding region runs from base 93 to 434 and encodes 113 amino acids. The record is from RefSeq and is a predicted model, not a curated record. The transcript has a single exon. Lineage: Eukaryota; Fungi; Ascomycota; Eurotiomycetes; Eurotiales; Aspergillaceae.